AGGUUAAAUCUGCUCAGAUAAGAGGUUGACGACAGGUUGUCUGUGACUACAUCUGACUAGUGAAACUCGUUCAACGCUCUGUCAGUACCUCCUGUAAAGUGUUUCCCACUGAGACAAGACUUAAAAGAGAUUUAUUCCAGAGUUAAAGGCUUGAAGUCCUGUAGAUAGUUUUAAGAAAAAGUUAAAGCCACUCUAACUACUUGCAGAAGUGUAGAACUUCAAGUCAUCAGAAAUAAAUUCUAUUCCCCAAGGUUACAACUCCUGGAGAUUAUUUCUUCUAUAAGUCAUAACCAAAUGACUAGAUGACCAGAUGGCUAGAUGACCAGAUGGCUAGAUGAACAGAUGUCAAGAUGACCAAAUGGCUAGAUGACCAGAUGGCUAGAUGACCAGAUGGCAAGAUAAAAGAUGUCUCCUCAGCAAACAAACUUGGAACCGAUUGUUGGCAAACUUAUCAAUCUGUCACUCGCAAGUGACAAAUGUCAAUCACCGAACAGAGCCGCUACAAGAGGUGUAGACCAUGACAAGGCAAAGACACCCUGUCAGUCUAGGCGUGACCCAGUCCUUCACUUGUAUUCACAUAUUAAGUACUCUCAGAGGCUAGAGAAGCAAAGACAGACCCGCACUGCCAGGGCAGAAAGAAAGAGGCGAAAGGAACUCAUUCUGUCUGGUACCAAGUCUUUUGAGGUGGACAGACACAGUGGUCGAUGGCUGAGUACGGAUUUAAACUCAGACCACCAAGAGCAAAGUCUCUCAACCAACAACAGCUAUUCGGGAAUCCGUCCAAACGAGUCUGCAAAAAAUAAUGGGAACAUUCUAGAAUUCCCCCAGGAGUCAGAACAUUCUCUUUUUUUUGACGAGUGUCAACAUUCUAAAGAAAUCAUCAAGAGCCCUGACAGUCAGUAUAGCGCCUUCAUGCCUAUUAAAGACAGAAAUGCUCACUCUCCAAACAAGAAUCAAAUUCAUAUCCGCUCAACAGAAACAGGUGCAUCUGCUAAUCGAUCGAAAAUUCAUUGGAAUAGUGUACAACCUGGUAGAGUGACUCCUGCUCGAGUACCAGUCAUUACAAUCGAUAGUCAGAGACUACUGUAAUAUACAUGCCCAAUUAUUUGUGUAAAUACAUAUUUCAUAAUAUAGUAAUGUUUUAAGAUUUUUAUUGUUUGUAUAAAAUAUUUUGUAAAAUAAAACAAUGUGUAAUAAUUUUGUAAUAUUCUUGAGAUCUUGACGGCGUUUACACCGUUUAGGAAAACAAUAAUACUUGCUUGUAAUUUAUUGACUACGUUUUAUAGGUUCAAAAUAAGCCAACGGCAAAAGCAAGAAAACAUGCCAUUAGUUUUGUGAGGGUUGUUUGUCAGCUGGUCUGUCUGUCUGUCAUGUUCAGAUCUCAGAAAAUCCGAUCUCAUCAUAUUUUAUAGCAUGCUGAAAAUUGUACUAUUGGUCUGACAGAAAAUCUUUUGGUUUCUUUAAUUAUUGAAAUACUUAUAUAAUUUAUCAAUGAUAUAUUAUUGAUUGUUUUGUGAUCCAAAGAUUAGUAAAAAAAAAAGUCUUUAUAUUUGUAGUAGCUACUAACAUUUGACCGAAAAUACUUAUUUUGUUUAAAAAUUAUAUUAUAUAUUUUAUUCACUAACCGAAACAUAUUAUUAAAAGAAAUAUUUCAUAAGCUGCUCGCUUUAUUUAAUAGUGUUUCAUGUACACCUGUACAUGUCCAAAUAGAGUCGAACGAAAAUCAUUGGGACCUUAAUCCACAUAGAAUGGUUUCUUCCAGCGACCAGGAAUGAAAUAUACGCUAUUCACUAACACCACAAACUAAAUGUCCCCCAUUAACUAGAUGAUUGUUUAAUUAAUUAGUCCAUAUGUUAUGACAUGAUUAGGAAUUAGUUAUUUGUUUCGGGAAUAGGGUAAAGUUUUACUUAGCGACGAUGACGUAAAGUGGGUUAAAAAACAAGAACGCUCUAAGCGACGCAAAAAGGAAGACGUUUCUUGUAGAGCAGUAGAAUAGAUAUACGGAUUUACGGACAUAGCUGACAUCG
Biomphalaria glabrata is the source of this 2027-nucleotide messenger RNA. RefSeq lists its product as uncharacterized. The transcript is spliced from 2 exons. NCBI's taxonomy places the organism in Eukaryota, Metazoa, Mollusca, Gastropoda, Planorbidae. The coding region runs from base 406 to 1089 and encodes 227 amino acids. The record is from RefSeq and is a predicted model, not a curated record.